Didymodactylos carnosus is the source of this 1101-nucleotide messenger RNA. NCBI's taxonomy places the organism in Eukaryota, Metazoa, Rotifera, Eurotatoria, Philodinida, Philodinidae. The record is from the annotation of a GenBank genome assembly.
AUGAAACCAAAAUGGGUAUCUCUUUCAAAUUCUUCCGAUUUAUUCUUGUACUCAGCGCUACAAACGGACUCGCAGGUGAAUUUAAUUGUUUUGAUUCGAAAAAAUGAUAUAAUUCGACAAUAUUUGUAUUGUGGAUUUGAUAGUGGUGACGUACAAAAAGGAAACUUAAUUGUUUAUAGUGAAUCUCGUUCGGUAGAAUAUGAGGCAGCUAACAUUCAAUGCACACUACCAUUAGACAGUAAAUAUCAAAUUAGAAAAGUGUUUUUGUUCCAUCCACCUACACAAUCCUAUACUAAAUACAUUAAAAUUGAAACAUCAGAAUUAGUGAAUAAUGACUCAGUUGUACUCUGCGUACAACCUCUCUCAGGAACGUAUUAUACAUCAGUGGACGUUCUUCAGUUUAUUGCCUAUUACAGUAUUCACGGCGCAUCGAAAUUUUACUUUUAUAAUCAAUCAAUUACAGACGAAAUAUCACGGCUACUGUUGAAAAUGAAUAAAGUAGUGGAAAUAUUGCCCUGGAAUAUUCUUGAACUCUUACCAAAUCAUCAAUACGGUGUCACAUUUUGGCAUUACGCUCAAAAAGCUCAAAUACACGACUGUCUAUUGAGAAAUCAAGCAAGUGUGAUUAUUAACGUUGAUAUCGAUGAGUAUAUAGUUCCAUUGAAAGCUGAAGAUUUAAAAACAUAUCUUAUAAAGCAGAAAAAGGAAGAUCAAACGAAUCUGAUUAUCGGCUCGGUUCUUUUUCCAAAACGACUAAAUAUUGAUAUCGGACAAAAUCAACUAAAAUUAUUUCAUCAUUUUUACCGUACUCAGCUUCCAUGGUGGCACAGAUCAAAAGUAAUUGCUUUACAACCGAAAUUCAUUAAACACCAAGAUAUUCACAUUGUAAUGCAACACGAACCAGCUCGAAUGUCAACUCUGGUUUCAGCUGACACAUUACUGAUUUAUCACUAUCGAGAAUGGGGAGUGUUAAAUGACAACAUGAUCAACGACACACUAAUGCUUAAAUUUAAAGAAAAAAUAGUAAAGUUUUCUCACGAAUAUAAUCGAAAUAUUCGGCAAGAUUUUCCGAGAUUCAUUGGUUUCUUUUUGCGUCUUUAA